CAGAACCCUGGAACCAGCCAAGUCGCUAAUUUAAAUUGAUUUGCUGAACAGUUUAUGCUCUGCUGCUACUUACAGCUUUUUUUCUGUAGACCGGCUGAUCUUACUGCCGGGACCUCGGAGAGCCAGCGCCGGGCCCCUGUCUUGCGCCAUGAGUCCCUCCUGGCGGGGCAUCCCCGAAGUGCUGGGUCGCCUCUUUGGGCCGAUUCCGCUGCUGCUGCUGCCGCCGUCGCUGCUGCUGCUGCUGCUGCUGUGUCCCCACGCAUCUCGGGGUGACUGCAAGCUUCCCCCACAAUUACCUAAUUCUCAGGCAGAUUUGAAAGGUCUUACAAGUUUUCGUAAAGGAGACAUGGUAACAUACAUAUGCGAUAAGGGGUUUUUUAAAAUUCCUGGCAAGACAGACACAGUGUUCUGUCUCGAGAACAAUGAAUGGUCACAAAUCACAGCAUUUUGUAAUCGUAGCUGUAAUGUUCCAACCAGGCUGUCUUUUGCAUCUCUCAAAACCCCUUAUAAGACAAUAAAUUACUUCCCACUGGGUAUUGUUGUGGAAUAUGAAUGUCGCAAGGGCUUCAUAAGAAACCAUUCCCUCUCAGGAAAUAUAACUUGCCUUCAGAAUUAUACAUGGUCCGAAGCAGAUGAAUUUUGUAAAAAAAAAUCAUGUCCUAAUCCUGGAGAAAUAAUAAAUGGUCAUAUCACUAUAAAAACUAGCAUAUUAUUUGGUGGACUCAUCACCUUCUCAUGUAAUACAGGGUAUGAAUUAGUUGGUGUAACUUUUACUUACUGUCUUCUUAAGGGAGACGAUGUUGACUGGGGUGAUCCAUUUCCAGAGUGCAAAGAAAGUCCUCAGAUUUCUAAGGUCACACCAGCUCCCCAGAUGCCCACCACAACGGAUGUUCCAGGUACAAAAGCUCCAUCAACUGCUCAGAGACACACCACAGUAAUCGUUCCAGCUACAGAAGUCACAUCAACUCCUCAGGAACUCAUCACAGUAAACUUUUCAGCUACAGAAGCCCCACUGACUCCUCAGAAAUCCACCACAUUAAAUAUUCCAGCUAUAGAAUUCCCCUCAUCUCUUCAGAAACCCGUCACUGCAAAUGUUCCAGCUGCAGAAGCCACAUCAACUCCUCAGAAACCCACUAAAAUAAAUUCUUCAGCUACAAAGACCCUACUAACUGCUCAGAAAUCCACCUUACAUGUUCCAACUAAUCCUCAGAAACCCACCUCAAAUAUUUCAGUUAUGGAAACCCCAUCAACUCCUCAGAAACCCACUAAAAUAAAUUCUUCAGCUACAAAGACCCUACUAACUGCUCAGAAAUCCACCUUACAUGUUCCAACUAAUCCUCAGAAACCCACCUCAAGUAUUUCAGUUAUGGAAACCCCAUCAACUCCUCAGAAGCCCACUAAAAUAAAUUCUUCAGCUACAAAGACCCUACUAAUUGCUCAGAAAUCCACCUUACAUGUUCCAACUAAUCCUCAGAAACCCACCUCAAAUAUUUCAGUUAUGGAAACCCCAUCAACUCCUCAGAAACCCAUCACAGCAAAUGAUUCCUUCACGAUAGCCAAAAUAACCCCUGUAUCAAAUGCUCUGUCUACAGAGACCCCUUCGGCAGCCCAGACUCCCAUCAUGGCAAAUUCUUCUGUUACACAAACUAUACCAAAAACCCAAAGACUCACAACAGCAAAAGCUUCAUUUACACAGAGCCUUCCAGGAACACAAAAGUUCACUGCUAUACAUGCUCCAGUGACUAAGAGUCUCCACACAACACAAAGACGGCCCUCUGCUCCUAUUUCAGCAACACGGAGUAAAGCUGUUCCCAGGACAUCCACACCUAUUCAUGCAAGAAGCACACCUAUUCAUGCAACCACACCUAUUCAUGCAAGAAGGACACCUACAGGAAAAGGAACCCCUUCUGCAGGGGUUAGCAACAUUAUAUUGGGUAAGUGUAACUAUUGGCCAGUUAAAAGAAAUUACUAUCGCUAUUGUAUGUACAAUCUGUGUUCCUGGAGGAGAAUAUUGUCUUUUAACUGUCUUAGGAAUGCUAUUAAAAUGCAGUAUUUAAGUUUGCCAAAAAGAAGACAGGUAAAUAUAUUUUAUCGUUGUGUUUUGUGGAUACCAUUAGGUUCUAGGUAUGUUCCUAGGUAUUACCGAUGAUUAUCUUUUUUUAAAAUCAUUUUUUGUUGUUGUUCUAUUACAUUUGUCCCAAUUUUUCCCCUUUGCCUUCUUUUGCCCAUCCCACCUGCUGUUCCCACAUUCAAUUCCCACACUGUUGUCCAUUCAUACAUGUUCUCUGUCUAUCAGGUGUCCAACCUAUGGUCUGCAGGCCACAUGCAGCCCAGCAUGGCUAUGAAUGUGGCCCAACAUAAAUUGUAAAUUUACUUAAAACAUUAUGAGUUUUUCUGUGAUUAUGUGUGUCAAUGUAUUUAAUGUGUGCCCCAAUACAACUCUUCUUCCAGUGUGGUGACUAAAUGCCAGAAGUUUGGACACCCCUGGGUCCUUUCCCCUUCUUUACACCAUUAUCCCCCUCCCCACUCCCCACAUCCCUAGUGACUUUCAGUGUGUUCCAUGCCUGUGGUUCUAUUUUGUUUGUCAGUUUAUUUUGUUUAUUAGAUUUCUCUUAUAGGUAAGAUCAUAUGGUAUUUAUUUGUCUUUUACCUACUGGCCUAUUUCAUUGAGUAUAAUAUUCUCCAGAUCCACCCAUGCUGUUGCAAAAGAUAGGAGUUCCUUCUUUCUUUCUGCUGCGUAGUAUUCCGCUGUGUAUAUGUACCACAUUUUUUGAUCCACUCAUUUACAGAUGGUCACUUAGGUUUUUUCAAGCACUUGACUAUUAAAAAUAGCACCACUGUAAACAUAGGGGUGCCUAAGUUCUUUUUGGUUAGUGAUUCAGACUUCUUAGGGUAUAUUCCCAGCAGUGGAAUCAUUUGGUCAAAAGGCAGUUCCAUUUUUAGUUUUUUAAGAAAUAUUCUAUACUGUUUUCCACAAUACCUGUACCAGUCCUAAUUUCCACCAACAGUGCACUAGGGUUCCCUUUUCUCUGAUCUUCACCAGAACUUAUUGUUUAUUAGUUUAUUAAUGAUGGCCUUACACCAGAAUGAACUCAAAGUGGUUAAAAGAUUUAAAUAUAAGUCUUGACAUCAUAAAAGUCCUAAAGGAACACAUAAGCAGUAAAAUUUUGGAUAACCCACAUAGCAAUAUUUUUGCUGAUAUAUCUUCUAGGGCAAAGAGAAUAAAGGAAAAAAAUAAACAAAUGAGACUACAUCAAACUAAAGAGCUUCUGCAUGACUAAAGAAAUCACCAUCGAAAUAAAAAAAGAACUGAUUAUAUGAGAGAAUAUAUUUGCCAAUGAUACAUCAGACAAGGGUUUAAUCUCCAAAAUACAGAAAGAACUCAUACUACUCAACACCAGGAAUACAAACAACCCAAUGAAAAAAUGGGCAAAGGAUCUGAAUAGACAGUUCUCCAAGGAGGACAUACAGAUGGCCCAUAGACAUAUGAAAAGAUGUUCAUCACUAACUGUCAGAGAGAUGUAAAUUAAAACCACAAUGAGAUAUCACUUCACACCUGUCAGAAUAGUCCAACCAUGUUCUUGAUCCAAGGCAGUUUUAGGACAAUUUCAAAUCAUUGGGCCAAUCAAUCAAGUACUAUUGCAUGCCUAUUAUGUCAAUUAAUCACUCUAGGGACUGAAGAAACACAAGAAAGAGACCAUUACUAAUACAGUUUCUGUCCUCAAAUAUUUUAUAAUUAAACAGAAACUGCUUCUUGACCAUCUCUAGACUUCCGUCUUAUGCCCAAAUGAAAUAAAGAGUGCUACCUUUAAUUCAUUUUCUUUCUUUUCCUUUCCUUGUCAAUGAUCGAAAGCAAAGUUAUUUUUUUAAAAAAUAACAUCUACACAAUGGAAUACUAUGCAGCAGAAAGAGAAAAGGAACUCAUACCUUUUGUGACAGCAUGGAUGGACCUACAGAGCAUUAUACUAAGUGAAAUAAGGCAGGUGGUGAAAGACAUACCAUAUGAUCUCACGUGUAAAUGGAACAUAAUCAACCAAACAAACAAAUGAGCAAAAUAGAACCAGAGACUUGGAAAUAAAGAACAAACUAACAGUAACCACAGGGGAAGAGGAAGGGAGUAAUGGGGAAAGAAGGGGAAGGAGCAAGAAAAAGAACAUGAAUAGAGGAUUCAUGGGCACAAACAAUAGAGGGGGAUUGACCCUGGGAGUAGUGGUGAACAGGAUAGGGGUGAGCAAUGGGGAAAAGAAGGGACAACUGUAACUGAACAACAAUAAAAAAAGAAUAUUAGAUAAAGAUUUGUUAUUAAAAAUUUUAAAGAUGAUUAAAAUGUAAAAAGAAAUAUUCUGUUGAUUUAGGCAUGAGACUAAAACCAUAUAUCUGUGUGGCAAUUUCUUCUCGCAUUUGUUCCAGUUCAUUUUUUGUCUAUAAAUAUAUUAUUUGAUGUUAUACAUUAACUUCUAUAAAAAAUGGUAAGAGAAAUGUUUAAUAAGAAGCAAUACAGUUAAAUUUGCAUAUUGGUAAGUAGCAUCCAAUUGAACAUACACAUAAAAAAGUGUAUAUUUUAAAUUUAUGUUCUUAUAAUCUAGAGUCUCCUGUGUUUUACAUGUAUAAAUUAGCCAGAGGACUAUAAAGCUGAAAACAGGUAUUUUUUUAUUAUUUAAACAAAUACCAUACGAUCUCACCUUUAACAGGAACCUAAACAACAAAACAAAUAAGCAAGCAAAAUAUAACCAAAGACACUGAAGUAGAGAACAGGCUGACAGUGACCAGAGGGGAGAGGGGAGGGAAUUUCAGGGGAAAAGGGGAAUGGUUUAUAGGAACAAGUAUAAAGGUCACAUGGACAAAAACUAAGGAGGGUGGAAAUAGGAAGGAGGUGGGGAGCACUGAAAGGGUGGGCUGGGAUGGGAGUAAAAGACAGAAAACUGUACUUGAAUAACAAUGAAAAUAAAUUUAAAAAAUUUUAUAAUUUUUUUAUAUUUUGAAUAAACCUUCCCUAAGCUAAAAGAUUUGUUUUGAAAGAUUCAGAGUUGGAAUUCAAUUUUAUUCUAUAUUUUAAAUAGAAAUAAAUGUAUUAUAGAUGAAAAUCUCAUGAUUUAAUGUUGAAAACAGCUAUAAGUUUGUAGAUGAACUUUUUCUUAUAUGCUCAGUGGUGAUCAAUAAAGAUUUGAAGUGCUUAUUACUUUCUCUGAAAUUCUUUUUUAAUGUAUAUUUUAUUGAUUAUGCUAUUACAGUUUUCCCAAUUUCUGUCUACCCUUUAUCAUCCCUCUGCUCUGCAUCCCCAACCUUCCAACAUUCCCCCUUCUUAGUUUAUGUCCAUGGGUUGUACAUAUAAGUUCUUUGACUUCUCUAUUUCCUACACUAUUCUUAACCCCUCCCUUUGUUAUGCCUACCAUUUCUGUUUCUUAUUCCCUGUACCUUUCAUCCCUAUUCUUCCCCUCCACCUCCCCACUGAAAAUGUUCCAUGUGAUCGUCACUUCUCUGGUUCUGUUUCUGUUCUAGUUGUUUCUUAGUUUUUGUUUUU
Artibeus jamaicensis (Jamaican fruit-eating bat) is the source of this 5521-nucleotide messenger RNA. It is a transcript of the gene CD55, whose product is annotated as CD55 molecule (Cromer blood group). The record is from RefSeq and is a predicted model, not a curated record. Lineage: Eukaryota; Metazoa; Chordata; Mammalia; Chiroptera; Phyllostomidae. The transcript has 7 exons. The coding region runs from base 149 to 2149 and encodes 666 amino acids.